AUGAAUGAAAAAUAUUUUUGCAUAAACAGAGAUCGUAAUGAUAAACCAUUGAUGGGAUCACUUUCUGCGGAACAAAUCAAAGAUUUCAAACAGGGAAUUGCUGAAAUAUUAAUGGAUGAAUCAUUCCUCAAACGUUAUGAUCGUAUUGUUCAACUUCAAAUUUAUGAUGAUAAAAAUGGUGGUGAUAAUUUAGUUAUUGCUACACCAUUGAAAACAGCAAUUUUUCAAGAUUAUAAUACAAUGCGUUUGCAAAAUAGUUGCAUGGAAAUAUGUGAUAGUGAAACAAUCCGGAUCAAUCCACUUACCGGUGAAAAGUUAUCGUAUAUGCAAAGUAAUGUUAACACUACUGUCAGUAAUAAUAAUAAUAAUAACAAUCAAAUUCCGGAACUUUCAAAUCUUUUACAAUCAUACAUAGAAUUAUUAUUACAUGCUUCAUCGUUAUAUACUACAUUUAAUGGUACUUCAAUUGGAAAUUUAACGAGCGAUAAAGAAAGUAAUCGAAAUGUAAUAUCAGGACAGAGAAAAUUGGAAAAUAACAAUACCAAUAAUCUCAUCCAAAAUGCUACUCCUGAUAGAAAAAUACGAAUUGCGCCAUGUUCGCAUACUAAAGCGGAGAUCACGCAAGUGAAACGUGAUCUGAUGAACGUGAAUAUGAUAUCAAAGAGGAUUUAUGAUGAAAAAUGGGAAAAUGGGGAUGAUGAAUUGGAAGCACUUGAUUUAACGGAAAAACGAGUUAAGCUAAAUGAAACUUAA
This is a messenger RNA of Loa loa (African eye worm), 753 nucleotides long. RefSeq lists its product as hypothetical. The coding region runs from base 1 to 753 and encodes 250 amino acids. The record is from RefSeq and is a predicted model, not a curated record. Lineage: Eukaryota; Metazoa; Nematoda; Chromadorea; Rhabditida; Onchocercidae. The transcript is spliced from 4 exons.